This is a messenger RNA of Penicillium cosmopolitanum, 2421 nucleotides long. RefSeq lists its product as uncharacterized. The transcript is spliced from 6 exons. The coding region runs from base 1 to 2421 and encodes 806 amino acids. Lineage: Eukaryota; Fungi; Ascomycota; Eurotiomycetes; Eurotiales; Aspergillaceae. The record is from RefSeq and is a predicted model, not a curated record.
AUGACGCCAAAGGGAUCGCGCAAGAGAGUGAAGCCCAGCCCCUCCGGCGCGGACUCACCGUCCCCCGCAGCACCAAGAAAUGCUGUCCGAGAUCGCUCAGACUCUCAGGCCUCAGGACGUGUGAGUUGGUAUCCAGGGUCCUGGUCGACCGUCUCACGAACCUCCAAGGCAGCUCCAGUUACCGAGGUUGCCCGUGAGAGCAUAUCGGUCGCGCAGAAUGUAGCGUCCAGCAUCGCAGAAUCCACAACCUCCCUUCUUGAAAUCCCCAGACACGCUCGACAUCCUUCUUUCCAGCUGACCAAAAAGGCGGGAAACUCUACCAGAUCUUUACCUGCUGAUGUGACUACAACCCGACUAAACAUUGCCUCUGACGGUACAGCAUCUACAACUGCCUUGGAUAACAUCGACACAUCUACACCUACCGGGGCAUCUACACCAAAUAAAGAAGCGCCUGGUGAAGGAUCUGGGAAACCGAUAGAGAAAGCGUCACCCGACCAACAGCACGAUAUUACCACUCAACCCGAGCCUCCCACGUCGCACGCCGAAGAGAACACCUCCACUGAGCAGCCUAACGGAUGGUUAUCGUGGAUAUAUAGGCCAAGUCCGACUGAAAGAGGCACAGCGAGGGGGCCUGAACCUGCAGAUACAACGCAAGAACAGCCUCAUAAAGCUGGUCCGGACCCGGCUGCACAAGAUACGAACGAAUCGGGGGAACAACAGGAGCCGGAGCCGGACCACGCCCCAGACCAGUCGAUCAAUACACCACAGGCCAGUCCAAACGCUCAUAAAAGGUCUUGGCUGCAGAUGUGGUACGGAUCGGCGCCCUCUAGGUCAGCGGAGCCGCCAACAGCAGAACUAGGUCAACAAACCGACGCGCACCCCACAAAUCCAGCAAACGAAGACGUUGAUAUGGCGCCCAAGGACCCCACGGAAGAUCCAGCUCAGGCAAAUGAACAGCCACAGCCGCCUGCUGAAGCCACGAAACCAUCGGGAUGGUCGUUCUGGUCCAAAGAACCCUCUAAAGGGGUAGCACCGUCAAAGCCGCAAGAGGUCGAGGCUGUGGAAGCAACACUGGACCAGAAUUCACCACCACGCCCGGCAUCUCUCGAACCAAGCCCAGACACUCAUGUCAAUAUCACUAAAAAGGGAAGCCUGAAAGUGAAACCGGCCAAGGAUGGACAAGUGAAAGAUGGUGCCGUGCCUAUCGUUGAAAUCACAUCUGCAAACACCACAGCACCCAUUGAGCCUCAACCAGCCGAUACUUCUGCUUCGAAACAAUUGCAGAAAAUUCUGCCAAACCAGGUUCUUCCGCGUUUUGAAGAAACAUAUACGUUGGAAGAGUCACCUUCCCUGUUGCAGAGUUUAGGACGAAUCUUGCAUUACACCAUUGGUGUCCAUGGCUAUUUCCCUGCCCCAGUGAUUCGAAGCGUACUCGGUCAACCCACUGGAACAUCCAUUCGUUUUUCCAACAUGGCGGCCGAGGCCAUAACCAAAUGGACGGCGGACCAUGGCUACUCUUGCGAAGUGGAAAAGAUCUCACUGGAAGGCGAGGGGCGCAUUGCUGAUCGAGUGGACUUAUUGUGGAAGCUUCUUUUGAACUGGAUGGAAGAGAUCCGCAAAGCCGAUUUUAUCCUCGUGGCCUGUCACAGUCAAGGAGUGCCGGUUUCUAUUAUGCUUAUUGCCAAACUCAUUUCUUUUGGCUGCCUCGAUGCCAGUCGGGUCGGUAUCUGUGCUAUGGCCGGUGUUAAUAUGGGCCCCUUCUCCUCCUACCGGUCUCGAUGGAUCAGUGGAUCCGCUGGUGAACUUUUCGAAUUUGAGCUUCCAUCUAGUAAAGUCUCCAAGGACUACGAAGCCGCCCUGCAAUGUGCUCUUGAUUUCGGCGUCCGCAUAUCUUAUGUUGGAAGUAUAGAUGACCAGCUUGUUUCUCUAGAGUCUUCCUUAUUUUCUCCUAUUGCUCAUCCCUACAUCUACCGUUCCGUCUUUGUAGACGGCAGGGUUCAUGCCCCAAGCUUCUUGUCACAUCUUGUCGGCUUCGCUCUUAAGCUACGGAAUCUCGGCGUGCCAGAUCAUGGUCUCAUUCGUGAACUCAGUGGCCCUCUUGCCGGCAGCCUUUACACCGGGGAUGGUCAUUCUCGAUUGUACGACGAUGAAGCCGUCUACUACAUGGCUAUUCAAUUCGCUCUCGAAACAUCCAGUGUCCCGGAUGCAACACUGAACAUUAAACGAUCUAGCCCAUUGGCUUCUGCAAACCCAUACAUCCUCCCCUUCGCCAUGCGGGGUCUUCUCGAGGAGGAACAUGUCCGACGCCAACUACACGACGAAACAAUGGAGCUUCUCCGCCAAUUCGAUGACUGGAAACCAACCAGUAAGGUUUUGAAGGAUGUCAAGUUCCGACUCGAGGGUAUUAGAUCGAAGCUGUAG